AUCAUCACCUCACCAUACUCUCUCUCAUUACUCAUUACUCACACUCACAUCUCCAACAAUAAUAAUGGCAUCUUCCACCGCCUCAUCGUUCAUCGGAGUCCGUCUCCCAGACCUACACUCCAACUCCGGUCGGGUCACAGCCCGGUUCGGGUUCGGAAAGAAAGCACCAGCGGCCCCUAAGAAGGCAACAAAAACCGUUACAUCAGACCGGCCGUUAUGGUACCCAGGAGCAAAAGCACCGGAGUAUCUUGACGGAAGUUUGGUGGGAGACUAUGGGUUUGACCCCUUCGGAUUGGGGAAACCGGCGGAGUAUUUGCAGUUUGAUUUGGAUUCGCUGGACCAGAACUUGGCGAAGAAUGUUGCAGGUGAUGUGAUCGGAACCCGGUUCGAGAGUGCGGAUGUGAAGUCGACUCCGUUCCAGCCGUACAGUGAGGUUUUUGGGUUGCAGAGGUUUAGGGAGUGCGAGCUUAUUCAUGGGCGGUGGGCUAUGUUGGCUACGCUCGGUGCUCUCACCGUUGAGUCCGUCACCGGCGUUACAUGGCAAGAUGCCGGCAAGGUGGAACUAAUUGAUGGAUCAUCUUACCUUGGACAACCACUUCCAUUUUCAAUCACCACUUUGAUCUGGAUCGAGGUUUUGGUGAUCGGGUACAUCGAAUUUCAAAGGAAUGCUGAACUUGAACCCGAAAAGAGGUUGUACCCAGGUGGUCCGUUCGAUCCAUUGAACUUGGCCAGCGACCCUGAGAAGAAGGCAACCCUCCAAUUGGCAGAGAUCAAGCAUGCCCGUCUCGCCAUGGUGGCAUUCCUCGGGUUUGCUGUCCAGGCAGCGGCCACUGGAAAGGGUCCACUCAACAACUGGGUUACACAUUUGAGCGACCCACUUCACACAACCAUCCUUGACACCUUCGGCUUCUUCUCUUAAACCGUUUUUGGCCAUUGCUUUUAUAUAUCUUGUAAAGUAUGUAACCUUUUGGCAAAGAAAGCGCACGAUAUAAUAUAAUAUAUAAUGCUUUUUAUGUCAUUUGUAUGGAUUGAGAUUUGAGACCUAACAAUGUA
Helianthus annuus (common sunflower) is the source of this 1053-nucleotide messenger RNA. Its product is annotated as chlorophyll a-b binding protein CP29.1, chloroplastic. The coding region runs from base 65 to 919 and encodes 284 amino acids. The transcript is spliced from 2 exons. Gene Ontology annotation, biological process: response to light stimulus; photosynthesis, light harvesting in photosystem I. Lineage: Eukaryota; Viridiplantae; Streptophyta; Magnoliopsida; Asterales; Asteraceae. Gene Ontology annotation, cellular component: chloroplast envelope; plastoglobule; chloroplast thylakoid membrane. The record is from RefSeq and is a predicted model, not a curated record.